AUGUCUCUCACUUCCUCUUUGCCGAACAAUCAAGCGCAUGCCCCGGAUAAUGACCCCCAUGGGAUGGACGACCAAGCUAUGCUCGCUCUUCUUCUCCGUCGUGGUGCUGAACAGCUUGAUAACCAGCUAGAACUGAACAUUUCUCCCCCAAAUGCUCCACAUCCUAGACCAUUGCCUGCUCCACCAUUGACUCAAAGUCUCUCGCAUAACAACACUCACUGUCAAGAUACGGGUAAUUCCGUCCCAUACCAUUGUGAACCUUCCGGUCCAAGUUCACUAGCUCCUACUCACCGAACACUGAAAGAACUAAAAACUAGACCACAAGCCCAAACACUGGUCUCUUCUGGCGAAACAUCAAGCAAUAGGCAAAAUGACACAUCUUCUCGAGAACAGGCUCUUCGAUUUCUGGAAUCCAUCACCCUCAAUCUUUUCGCACAACUCCGUGAUUCUGUCCGUCUAAUCACCCGAAUCAAGAAUGCGAAAUUACAGCCCAAAAGCGCCAUUCCUGACGCCUCACAAUCUCAAGAAGAGGCCCAAGAGAGUCAUACGAGUAGUGCCAGUUCGCGCUCGACCAGUAGUAUCAAACGACGUCGUGAUGAACAUGGGAUUGACGUCAGCUGUGUUGAAUCGGUUCCUAGACCGGUCUCGCCCAGUAAAACCUCGAAUGCGACAGAGCGACCUGGCGUUGAGAUAAAAUUAAUCAACCGUGUCACUGGGGGAUUCCAAGUGAUCACUGUACCGGAAGAACCGGGCUCGAACACUCCAGGAGCUGGGAUGGAUAAGCUGGCUUGCGUUUUGCGUAUCUCUUCGCUUUUGUACGAGGCGAUUUUGACGGAUUGUGUCAUGACGAAACGAGAUAUCUAUUACAAAGAUGUCGGGUUGUUCAAGACCCAAGCUGUGGUGGACAAGCUCGUCGAUGACCUCGUUGCCACCGCUGGUCUUAAACGUCGAGACUUCAAUGUCUGUGCAUCGGCCAAAGGGCUCGCUUCGUCUAGCUCCCUCCGGCUGGUACUGAAGAAUGGGGAACAGAUAGUACUGUCACCCUCUACCGCUUCUCUCAUUCCUCCCGCUGAGAAAGUUCAGGCUCUGGUGGGGAAGGUGGAGUGGGUGUUGGUGAUUGAGAAAGACACAUGUUUGGGUAUGAAACUACUCGAGGACAAUGGUUUGGGUCCGGGGAUGCUAGUCACGGGCAAAGGGUAUCCUGAUCUAGCGACGAUUCAGCUGUUGCAUCUGGCCUCUGAGACGUUCCCAAAGCAAGUUGUGAAAUUUCAUGCUUUGGUAGAUGCCGAUCCUCACGGUCUCGACAUUCUUUCAGUUUAUACAUAUGGAUCUGAGGCUACAAGGUAUUCCGUUGAGCAUGCGGAUUUAGCUCUUGGGGAGAGAUUGCAGUGGUUAGGUGUGAAGGCCAGUGACUGGAUCAGCGCGGGGGUAGCGUAUGAUGAUCUACUGGAAUUGACCGACAAGGAUGUGCAAAAGGCCAUGAGUAUGUUGCGAAGUGAUAUCCCAUCGGAAUGGAAACGGGAACUAGCGCAUAUGCUUCAUUUGAAUCGUAAAGCCGAAAUACAAGUCAUCCUCACUUCACUUGGUCCUUCCCUUCAUGAAGGCUCCAGUGUGAGAAGAGCAGAAUGGGGUUUGAUGGGAGGUACGGGUGUGUUGAGGGAAUAUUUGGUCAGUAGGAUGAUCAGAUGA
This is a messenger RNA of Tremella mesenterica DSM 1558, 1689 nucleotides long. RefSeq lists its product as uncharacterized. The record is from RefSeq and is a predicted model, not a curated record. Bases 1 to 1689 code for a protein of 562 amino acids. The transcript has 13 exons. NCBI's taxonomy places the organism in Eukaryota, Fungi, Basidiomycota, Tremellomycetes, Tremellales, Tremellaceae. Gene Ontology annotation, cellular component: nuclear chromosome. Gene Ontology annotation, biological process: reciprocal meiotic recombination; meiotic DNA double-strand break formation; meiotic DNA double-strand break processing. Gene Ontology annotation, molecular function: ATP binding; DNA binding; DNA topoisomerase type II (double strand cut, ATP-hydrolyzing) activity.